Ceraceosorus guamensis is the source of this 2557-nucleotide messenger RNA. RefSeq lists its product as hypothetical. The transcript has 5 exons. The coding region runs from base 160 to 2454 and encodes 764 amino acids. Lineage: Eukaryota; Fungi; Basidiomycota; Exobasidiomycetes; Ceraceosorales; Ceraceosoraceae. Gene Ontology annotation, cellular component: small-subunit processome; nucleolus. The record is from RefSeq and is a predicted model, not a curated record. Gene Ontology annotation, biological process: maturation of SSU-rRNA from tricistronic rRNA transcript (SSU-rRNA, 5.8S rRNA, LSU-rRNA).
UCACGAUUGUACUCUACUACUACCACUAGUCCUACGACUACUACUGCUACCAUUCCUUGUGACUUUUCUAGCCAUACGUCUGUGAUUCGUGAUUCACAUUCGCAUUGCCCGCAACACUUGCGGUCCUCGAUUCUACGCUCGCCUGCUGCAGCCGCAAGGAUGGCGCGCAAGGGAUCCAGGGGUAAAAGCAGCGCCAGCGCUUCGGCGUCGCUAGGCGGUGGCACAAGCGCCAGCGCAAGCGUGCCUCGAUGGCAAACAUCAGAAGAUGUACCGAUGGAUGAGGUGGAUGCCUUUCAAGCUUCGAGGGAUCGCAUUCUCCUCGACGACGAAGAAAGUGACGAUGACGAGGUGGAUUUGGGAGGUGGUAGAACCGUGCUCGAUGUUGGUGCCGAUGAGGAGGAUGACGAGGAUGAGGACGAGGAGGGGUACAAGGGUGAGGAGGAGGACGACGAAGAGGUGGUCAUGGCCCGCAGUGGUGCUGUAAAGGGUGACAAAGCGCGACCUCAAAGCAACACGCACGCACAAAGAGAAGACUCGGACGCAUCCUCAGAAGCGUCUCUACAGGAAGAGACCGGUUGGGGUCCUCACAAGGCAGCCUACUACGAUAUGUCUCGUCCCGACGCCGACGAUUCGGACUCGGAAUUGGAUCCUGAAGAAGCCAGAGAGCUGCAGUUGAAAGAAGCAAAGAAUUUGCAACUGAAAGCGAGGGCAAACCUACUGGAUGAAGACUUUGGAGUUGGAGAGCAGGAUUGGCAAAACUUCAAGGGGGCAGGUGGACUGUUGGGCAUGAACAGAGCUGCCAGGGAAAAGAGGAGGCAGGAACUGGAUGAUAACGCGAGUCACUCCACCGAAAGCGGCAGAACGCAAGCAAAUACAACCGCAACUAUGACAGUCGAUACCCCCUUACCUACGGACAAGCAUGCUCUGCACUUGCUUUUAGCCAAAGUGCAAAGGGAGACCCCGGAGACGAUUGCUCUGAUUGGAGACUAUGCCGACUGCGUGGACCAAUUAAGUGAAGUCCAGGCGGCAAUGCACGCAGCGGAGCAGCAAUUGCCAAAGAAGGAUCCUAGUCUGGCGCUCAUGCACAUCCAUCAUCAGACACUCUUGACGUACUUGACGACUUUAGCAUUCUACUUCCAGCUGCGCUCCAGCACAGCGUACGCCUCGGGUUCAAGAUCCACCAGCUUGACGUCGCAUCCGAUCAUCCAACGUCUCGUCUCCCUAAAGAGGGGUCUAGCGACGCUUGAAGAAGCGGGAGCCAGCGCAGCUGCUUCAGAAUCGGAGGAGGAGAGCGAGGGAGAGAUGGAGCCUGCGGAGAGAGAAUGGCUGGAGAAGAUGAUCAGCAAGGGCCAGGAUGUUGGACGUGGCGUUCCGGGCGAGGAUGAGGAGAGCUUGGGUGAACUUGACGAGGACGAAUUGGAACAGCUGAAGAAUGAGCAGGUUGAAGCCAAGAGUGGACGUGCCAAUGGCGCGACGAAGCAGACGAAGAAAGAGGCGCCCGGCAAAAAGUCUAAAGCUGCCAAAGGCGCUGGCAGCAAAGGUGAUCGGGGUGCCAAGGUCAAUGGUAAAGAGCAAACGGCUGGUAGCAAGAAGAAGAAACCGGCUACUGCGCUUGCUUCAUCCGAAAGCCCCUUGGCCGCUCUCGAGUCGCUUGCCUCUGCCGACGCUCAUCUCUCUGAGGCUCUUGCAGCUGCCUCUUCCCAGGCCAAGUCCAGCUCCAAGAAACAAAGCUCAAGCAAAGCACGGUCAACUUCUGUCGACGAUUUUGGAGAUCCGUUGGAGUUGGACGCUGGCGAUGCGGCAGACAAGGCCAGCAAAAGGAGAAGCUUGCAAUUCCACACAGGACAGAUUAGGUCCAAAGAGGCCAGAAGAGGAGAAGCUGCUCGGAAGGCGCUUGGUGGAGACGCGGACAUACCAUACAGGGACAGAGAGAGGAGCCGAUUGGCAGUGGAAAAGGCUAAUGCGGCCAGAGAUGCCAAGCUUGCUGAGCAGGCCAGAGGCGGCAGAGGCACGCAGCUGGACGAUGAAGAUGGCUUUGGGGAAGAGGACCUGCGGGACUGGAAGGAUGUGAUGGGCGUGCAGCCGCAGGAACAGGAUGGCGAAGAUGACUAUUACGAUUUGAUCGUCGGCGGCAAGAAGGAGGCCAAGAGGGUCCGGAGGGAGGGGUACGAAGCCGAGAGAGAAGAGCAGAGAGCACUCGAGGCGGCCCUGGAAACGUCUUCGGGCGAUGCUCAUCGCUCCAUCACUCGGCAAAUCGAAAAGAAUGCAGGCUUAUCGGCUAAAAAGGGACCCAAGUCCAUCCGGAAUCCCAGAGUCAAGCAGAGAAAGAGGUUCGACAAGGCUAGCAAAAAGUUGGCCAGUCAGAGAGCCGUUUAUAAGGGUCCAAAGGAUAAUCAUUAUCAAGGAGAAGCGAGCGGUAUUUCCAAUGCGAUCAAGAGUCGGAGCUUUGGCUAGGAGAGCCUUGUGGACGCUCCAGUGCGCUAUUGCUGCGAGCAUGCAUCACUCGUGCGCCUCUUUCAAUCCAUGCGACCCUCACGGGGCUUUGAUCUCACACGCG